This is a messenger RNA of Zingiber officinale, 1866 nucleotides long. Its product is annotated as beta-glucosidase 16-like. Gene Ontology annotation, molecular function: beta-glucosidase activity. Gene Ontology annotation, biological process: carbohydrate metabolic process. The record is from RefSeq and is a predicted model, not a curated record. The transcript is spliced from 12 exons. NCBI's taxonomy places the organism in Eukaryota, Viridiplantae, Streptophyta, Magnoliopsida, Zingiberales, Zingiberaceae. The coding region runs from base 98 to 1753 and encodes 551 amino acids.
GUCAAGCCAUUUGCGUGGCUGAAUAAUUCCUUCACAUGUAGUGGAUCUAGAAUAAAGUUGCCAGCGAACGCUGUUCCGCUGGUGGUGGAGGCGGCGGAUGGAGAGAACGAAGAAUGUUACGGCAAUCAUUAUCUUCCUUCGACUCCUUUCCUCGGCGGCAGGCAUUAGGCGCGGUGAUUUUCCGCCGUCCUUCCUCUUUGGGACAGCAACUUCUUCUUACCAGAGCAUGCUAGCUAGAUUUCCGCCGAGGCAACAUGUCCUUCCUUUUCAGCUGAAAGAAAUUGAAGGUGCAUAUUCUGAAGAUAACAAAAGUUUGAGCAAUUGGGAUGUCUUCACACAUGUACCAGGAAACAUUGAGGAUGGGGGAAAUGGUGACAUUGCUGACGACCACUAUCAUCGGUUCAUGGAAGAUAUUAACUUAAUGCAAGAACUUGGGGUUAACUCCUACAGAUUUUCCAUCUCAUGGUCAAGAGUUCUUCCAAGUGAGUUUAGUGGUUCAAUUGGUCUGUCUCUUAAAGAUUUGACAUAUUACUUGGGAAUCUUUUCCUUGUUAAUAGGAGGUCAAUUUGGCGAUGUAAACACAAUGGCUAUACAAUUCUACAAUGGGCUUAUUGACGCCCUUUUGCACAAAGGAAUUCAACCAUUUGUGACAAUCAACCAUUUUGAUAUACCUCAAGAACUUGAAGAUAGAUAUGGUUCAUGGUUGAGUACACACAUACAAGAAGAUUUCGGCUACUUUGCAGAAGUAUGCUUUAGGGAAUUCGGAGAUAGAGUGAAGCUUUGGUCAACAAUCAAUGAACCAAACCUUUUUGCGAGAUUUGCUUAUCGAGAUGGAACGUUUCCACCAGGGCGUUGUUCAGAACCAUAUGGAAAUUGCCAUACUGGAGAUUCAAAAACAGAACCAUAUAGAGCCGUCCAUAAUAUGAUUUUGUCGCAUGCAGUUGCAGUUGAUAUCUAUAGGAAAAAAUAUCAGGUCAAACAAGGUGGUUCCAUUGGAAUCGUUGUCACCUCAAAAUGGUACGAGCCAUUGACAAAUUCAACAGAUGAUUGUUUAGCAACUGAACGAGCUUUAUCUUUUGAACUCCUAUGGAUUUUAGAUCCCAUACUGCUCGGUGCUUAUCCCCAGCCAAUGGUUGAAAUCCUUGGUUCUAGAUUGCCUUCCUUCACCUUGGAAGAAAAGAAACUACUGCAGAGCAAAUUGGAUUUCAUUGGAAUCAACCAUUACGCGAGCAAUUAUGUCGAGGAUUGCAUGUUCUCUUUGUGUGAUUUGGAUGGCUAUGACUUUGAUGCAUUAUUACUCAAAACUGGAUAUAGAAAUGGGAUGCUGAUAGGAGAUCCUACUGCUAUGCCGACAUUUUAUGUCGUUCCCCGUGGAAUCGAAAAUCUGGUCCUCUAUAUCAUGGAAAGAUAUAAAAACAUUCCUAUGUACAUCACAGAAAAUGGCUAUGCACAAGAAAGCAAAGGUACAUAUGAGGAAUUGCUCAAUGACACACAGAGGAUCAAAUUUAUGAGCUCCUACCUCAAGUUUUUGCACUCGGCCAUGAGGAAGGGAGCUGAUGUGAGAGGCUACUUUUGCUGGUCUCUUCUCGACAAUUUUGAGUGGGCACAUGGUUAUACUGUCAAAUUCGGGCUCUAUCAUGUCGACUUCCAGAUGCUACGAAGAACAGCAAAGCUGUCUGUUAACUGGUACAAGAAAUUUCUCAAUAGUGAAAUGCUACAAACGAAGGCCAAAACACUGGGAUUUGAGGUUUAACUGCCGUUUCCAUAUUGAAUUGUAGAUCCUCUCAUGAAAACUACAUGCAACCAAAUUCUUAUUAUUCCAUUUGUAACUUUCAUUGUUAUGUCAAAUAUCAAUAAACCAAUCCA